This is a messenger RNA of Notothenia coriiceps (black rockcod), 993 nucleotides long. Its product is annotated as inhibitor of Bruton tyrosine kinase-like. Bases 8 to 937 code for a protein of 309 amino acids. The record is from RefSeq and is a predicted model, not a curated record. The transcript has 7 exons. Lineage: Eukaryota; Metazoa; Chordata; Actinopteri; Perciformes; Nototheniidae.
CCCAGCCAUGGAAAGAAGGGUUAUCACUCCGUAUCCUGACGCCCCGGACCUCAGUGUGUAUGAGGAUGAGGGUUUGGACUCAGCAUUUAGCCCCAAACCAGAAGCAGAACUGGAUCACUCGUGCAGGGAAAUCCUGUUAAAGAAAGCCAAGAUUAAGGCUAAAAAGAAACCAAGGAGACGCUCUGACAGCUCCGGAGGCUACACCCUCUCUAAUAUCAUCCACAGCCCCCCCGCUGCAGUGGUUUCCCCGUGCCUGGUGAAGUCAGGCAGGGCCAACUCCACAGAUUCCCUGCAGGAGAUGCUCACAUCCGACUCGGAGGGCAGCUACGUGGGGGUGGGUAGCCCCCGAGACAUUCACUCACCAGUCUUCAGGGACAGAACUGAGGAUGAUAAGGCUCUCAGGCUAAAGACCCCACCCAGCACCCCUACCUCCUUGAUGGACAGCCUCCUAACUCCGCCACCCUCUGCUCAGCAAACCAUCCCUAAGGGCCUUCCAUGUCCCACUCGUCCAGCCCUAGUCUUGGAUCUGAGAACCAUCAUGGACAUGCAGGCCAAUUCUGUGCAGCCAUUAGGAGCAACUCCGAAAAGCCCUGGAAGCAGUGUCAUCUCCAGCCUUAAGCACUCUCCGGUUCCUGCUAAACUGUCCCAGAAGCAGAGGAAGAUGUUAGCCAUGGCCUACAAGGAGGCCAGUGUGGAGCCCACCACAUCCCAACCCACCCCCACAGUCACCCCCUCCAAGAGCAGUGUGAAGGCCUGGGCAACAGCAGCCCAGUCUCCACCCUCCUUGUGCUCAUUUCGAGCGUUGCUGGAGGAAGAGCAGAACCGCUUGGUCAGAGUGGGUCAAACAGGAGCCAAGGGAGGCCAAGGGGCCCCCGUCUCCCCCAUCUCCCCCGUCACCGCUGCUCCGCCUGCUACCAGGAGAGUCACGUUCAAAUAGUGCCGGCAGCAGCGAGCCGGAGCGCCCCACGCGGUGAGCAUCCAUACAUUAACACU